GGACAGGAGGGGUGACAUGAGAGGAGCGGACGAGUCGCGCACAGUGAAAAGUUGGAAGCAAGUUGAUGUACCGGAGGGAAUUGCAGCCGGGACGUCUGCGGGACACUGCGAAGAGAAAGGAGAUGCACCAGUCGGACGGCAACGCAGGAUGAGAGGAUUGGAGUUGAGAAAGCACGCGGUGUGUGGCGGACAGUGAAGUGAAGUGUGCGCUCACCGGAGAGGAGUCCAAUGUCUACUCAGCCUGCAACUUGGAGCGGCUCAUAAAAACAUUUUUUUUUUUUUUAAACAUUGAAAAUGGACCUCGCAUCUUAUAGAGACUGAGCUCGUUAAAAUAAUUCUUUAUCUUUUGAAGCGGAGUUUCCACCACUUUUUCUCACUUUGACGCGAACUUCUGCAUGAGGCGCACACCGACGCAAAUCUUGUUCAACGAUCUUGGACGGGUCAGGCCAUGUAAAAUACUGUGUUGAUGCCAGCAAGCCAGAUAUCGGGAGCUGGCUGAAAUACAUCCAGUUUGCCCCCAGUGCCAAGCAGCAUAACCUGACAGCCUGCCAGAUAGAUGAUCAGAUCUUCUACAAAGUCACUCGAGACAUUUUCCCCGGUGAGGAGCUUCUACUUUUCAUGAAGGCAGAAGAGUAUUCAUGUGAUACUUCCAUGGCUCCUGAUAUUCAUGAAGAGAGGCAGUACCGCUGUGAAGACUGUGACCAGCACUUUGAGUCUCGCAGCCAGCUGCUGGACCACCAGAUGCAACAGUGUGGGAUGCCUCCCUCCUCCUUUCUCGAUGCAGGAGAGGACAGUGACAUCAAUGCCCAGGAACCUCAAGACCUUCGACCCUUCCAUAUGUCUCAUGAGUUUCAUGAGUGUAAAGAAUGUGAUCAGGUCUUCCCAGAUAUCCAAAGCCUGGAGGCUCAUACUCUGUCCCACUCUGAGGAGAGGGAAUAUAAGUGCGACCAGUGUCCCAAGGCCUUCAACUGGAAAUCAAACCUUAUCCGACAUCAGAUGUCGCAUGACAGUGGCAAGCACCAUGAAUGUGAAAACUGCUCAAAGCAGGUGUUCACAGACCCCAGUAACCUGCAGAGGCACAUUCGCUCGCAGCACGUUGGGGCACGGGCCCAUGCCUGCUCUGACUGUGGCAAGACGUUCGCAACGUCUUCGGGCCUAAAGCAACAUAAGCACAUCCACAGCAGUGUCAAGCCCUUCAUGUGUAAGUCACUAAGACCCUACCUAUGUGAGGUAUGCCAUAAGUCCUACACGCAGUUCUCAAACCUAUGCCGUCAUAAACGUAUGCAUGCUGACUGCAGAACACAGAUAAAAUGCAAAGACUGUGGACAGAUGUUCAGCACCACCUCGUCCCUGAAUAAACACCGGCGUUUUUGCGAGGGAAAAAACCAUUUCGCGACAGGAGGAUUAUUUGCUCAAAGUAUGUCACUCCCCGGUGGUCCAGGUUUGGACAAAUCAGCAUUGGCCCUGGCCCACAGCAGUGCUGGAUUGGCUGAUUAUUUUGGAGCUAGCCGCCAUCACGGUGGACUUACUUUCCCUGCCGCUCCAACCUUCCCGUUCAGUUUCCCUGGCCUUUUUCCUUCUGGACUCUACCACCGUCCACCACUAAUCCCUACCACUUCUUCCCCGGUUAGACAACCGGCUCUCACAGCUGUUGCUGGGCCUGGUGCUGAGGUAAGCCAGAAUCCGCUGCUGCCUCCUAGCCCGGGAGCUCAGGAGUCCAGAGAGCUCCUCAAGGCGCUUCGAAAGGAUGAUGGUGGUCUUGAAAGUCAGAUCGCCGCUUCAGACCUUCAUACACAUAGCUCAUUGUCCUCCACCAAACAACGCAACAAGCAAAGUGACCAAUCUGAGAGCAGUGAUCUUGAUGAUGUCAGCACACCCAGUGGAAGCGAUCUAGAGAGUAUGUCAAGCUCUGAGCUUGAAAGUGACAUGGACAGUGAGAGAGACAGGGGGGGUAUGCGGGAAAAUGGCCAAAGCCGCAAAAGGAAGGGUAGCGACGGUAGUCCCCAGAGUUUGAGCCUGACAAGCAGCAAUGCUGGACCUUCCCUCAUCCCUUCCUCACUGGAUGAGCACACAGCUGUUACAGGGGCUGUCAAUGACUCUAUUAAGGCCAUUGCCUCCAUUGCGGAGAAGUAUUUUGGCUCUACAGGCCUGGCUGGCCUGCAGGACAAAAAAGUCGGGUCACUGCCCUAUCCUUCCAUGUUCCCUUUACCUUUUUUCACAUCUUUCUCUCCACCGGUCUAUCCUGUUCAAGACAGAGAUGUCCGAUCCCAAAUGCUGAAGGGUGAGCCACAGUUGCAGACAGAAGAUUGCAAAAAGGCUCAGAGCAAGUCUUCAUCAGAGUCACCAUUUGACCUCACCACAAGACGAAAGGAGGAGAAGUCUAGCACGUUUGCGCCUUCCAAACGAGAAACCUCUCAUUUCACUGGUCAGGAUCAACCUUUGGACCUCAGCCUAGGCACCAGAGACCGUGGAUGCAGUACUAGAGAAGAAGAGAAAAAAAUGACGAAGAAUGACGGUCAUCAAGAUGAGAAGGCAGUCAUGGAAACGCCAAAGCCUGACUCCUCGUUACAACAUGCCAGGCCGACUCCUUUCUUCAUGGACCCCAUCUACAGCAGGGUUGAGAAGAGGAGAAUGAGUGAUCCGUUUGAGACGCUGAAAGACAAGUACAUGCGGCCAGCUCCAGGCUUCCUCUUCCAUCCUCAGUUUCGUUUGCCAGAUCAGAACACAUGGAUGUCAGCUAUUGAGAACAUGGCUGAGAAGCUUGAAACUUACGGCUCUCUGAAGCCCGAGUCUGGUGAACUGCUGCGUUCUGUCCCUUCCAUGUUUGACUUCAGAGCUCCACCUUCAACACUUCCAGAGACGCUUCUACGUAAAGGCAAGGAGCGCUAUACUUGCAGAUAUUGUGGAAAAAUCUUCCCACGUUCUGCCAACUUGACACGCCACCUUAGGACUCAUACAGGGGAGCAACCUUAUAGGUGUAAAUACUGCGACCGCUCUUUCAGCAUCUCCUCCAACCUGCAGCGCCACAUUCGUAACAUCCACAACAAGGAAAAGCCCUUUAAGUGCCACUUGUGUGAUCGAUGCUUUGGUCAGCAAACCAACCUGGAUCGUCACCUUAAGAAGCACGAAAAUGGCAAUCUGUCAGGUACUGCAAUGUCUUCACCACAGUCGGAACUAGACGGUAGCAGUGCCAUAUUGGACGACAAAGAAGACUCAUACUUCAAUGAAAUAAGAAACUUCAUCAGCAACGCAGGCCAGAGUCAAACAUCACCGGACCCCUCUGAAGAAGGUGUCAAUGGCACAGACUUUGAAGAAAAGAAUCUACUGAUGGCCAGGCAUGGGUCACAUGACUUGGAAGACGAGGAAGCAGACGAGCUUGCUGCUGAUGAAGAAAGGGAAGAGCUCAGUAACACUCUAAUUAAACCCCAAGAAAAGCUGUCGCCCUGCAAUAUUAGUGAUGACAUCAUACAAGAUGAAAUGGAAUUCAGUCAGGCAAAUGACUUGAGCCAGAAUUGCAAAAUCUCCCCGAAGAGGUAUAAGGAUGAGGAAGAGCCAAGUGGCUACUCUGCCUUGGAUCAGAUUCGUCACUUUUCAGAUAUCAACAAGCUGGAGGAGAGUGAAUUGAGCGAUGGGGAGGGUGAUGAAGAACAUCAAUCGUUUGCCCCAACCUCUCUCAACGAAGCAGUAAAACAGCCUCUCUUUAGGAAAUCAAAGUCACAGGCGUAUGCCAUGAUGUUGUCUUUGGCUGAAAAGGAAAGUCUCCACCCCUCCACCCAUACCACGGCUUCCAUGUGGCACAGUCUGGCUCGGGCUGCUGCUGAAUCCAGUGCCCUCCAGUCCCUCAGCCAUGUAUGAUGACACCCGCGUUCACCUUUUAUGUCCCCUAUAUAUACACUGACUCAUGGAAUUGGGAGCCCAUUGCAAGGGCGCUCUUCCCCCUCAAUGUCUUCGAAGUGACUGCAAAGCAGAAUCACGGCCCUUCUGACUGCUAAGUGGAGCGCCUUGGACACAAAGCAGGGUCCCUUCCUAGCCCAGCCCAGAACACCUGAAAUUUUUGAGAGAAAAACAUCCCUCUGAGACCUUAAAAUGGAAUUCAUAAUAUGGCACCUCACAGGAUGACACCAUUGUGGUGGGAAUAAUAAAUCUAAAGUAAUAAUAGUGGUAUUUAUUCUCUUCAUUUGCACACCAAAGGCAGCUGGUGGACUUGGAAAUUGUGCUGAUAUAUCUUUGAUAGACUGCAUUCACUGCCCAAUUCACAUAAAGCAGGGUGAAUAAUUUGGAGUUGCUUGUGUCUGAAAGACAAGUAGGUCUAACAGUAACAUUAAGACUGUCUUUAAUGACAUAACGUAUAUAUAUCCAAACUGUAUUGGAAUUCAAACCGCUGGGUUCCACGUGUUGCUUGUAAAAAACAAACAAACACACAAACAAACAAACAAAACAAUGCACUUAAUGUAAUGAAGGGUGGUAGCAACUUGGUUCCGAUAACUCCAUAUGAUCAACGUUCUCAUACAAAUAAAUCGAGCUAGUACCCUCUCUGUACUCACAGUGUGUCUGCACAAUCAUUGCACUGUACACAAUUGUCGACCGACCAUUCUGUACUGUGCUCCAUCCUGCCCAUCUCGCUAUCUGUGAAAGGUUAUAAAUAGAUUGUCAUUUCAGUGGAUGAAAAGAAAACAAUGUUUUUACUGAGAUAAGUAGCCAGUGCUGAAGUUAAAUGUUGUUCUGUAAAGGGCAUUCGUCUUUUUUCCACACUAUUAAAUUCAUUCUAGUCAACCAACAAUACCACUAAAUAGCCUGAAUGCUAGUUGUUAUUGGCUCCAUUCUUGUGUAUAUCAGUCAUCUUAGACAAUCAUGUUUUUGUUUUAUUUCCUAUUUUUUUUGUUGAUGUUGUCGGUGUUGGUCUUGUUGUUUGCUGUUGUAUGUUGAGAAUUGUAUUUAUUUCUUGGCAAACUGUAGUUUGUUUACUAAAUAGCACUGCUCUAAGCCCGGGUGACGGCAAAUUUCUCUCCGGGACGAACCCAGACUUCAUUGGGGAUUGUAGAUUCCAUUUUAAAUGCCACAUAGUAUUAAACAUACACGUACUCCUUAUUCUUUUAAUGGAACUGGUUGACGAAUAGAUAUUAGGUCUUUAUUUUAAUGAUGAUUUAUUGAUUUAAUUAUACAAAAAAUGAACAGUUUUUAAAAAAUUUUUUUUAAAAAACAGUACACAGAAUGAAAUCAGUGAACAAUAAAAACAACCCAGGUAUCAUUUGUUCGAAAGCGCAUGAUUGGUCUGCUAAAAUUUAUGUUGACAUUUUCUACGGUUGUCUGCAAGUUUGUGUGGCGUUCAGUUCUUGUUGAGCCCUUGUGCCAAACUUUUAAAACAAAAUAAAAAUAACUUAAACAGACUGCUCUUAUGUAUUCUCCCAUUUUAAGGGACCACAUUUUUUCUUUUUGUCCUUGUUUAUAAUCAAUUUUGAAAAGUAAUCAGCAAGUUGAGGUACUUUUAUUUUAAUGCUUUUUACGACGUAACUGUUAUGCAUUUCAAUUCAAAUAAUGUGGGAGGAACAACUAAAUAAAGGACUCCAAUGUGGAUUGAUAUGUCUUUCUUCCUCUCGUUAUUCUGCCACAGACAUUUUACUCAUUCAUUUGAAACCUCCCUCCCAGCACCCCUUCUCAUGCCCAUAAU
Corythoichthys intestinalis (scribbled pipefish) is the source of this 5668-nucleotide messenger RNA. Its product is annotated as histone-lysine N-methyltransferase MECOM. The coding region runs from base 619 to 3855 and encodes 1078 amino acids. The transcript has 17 exons. NCBI's taxonomy places the organism in Eukaryota, Metazoa, Chordata, Actinopteri, Syngnathiformes, Syngnathidae. The record is from RefSeq and is a predicted model, not a curated record.